Molecule: messenger RNA, 5451 nt
Organism: Penicillium paradoxum
Lineage: Eukaryota; Fungi; Ascomycota; Eurotiomycetes; Eurotiales; Aspergillaceae
Exons: 18
Coding region: 1-5451 (1816 amino acids)
Biological process (GO): transmembrane transport
Cellular component (GO): membrane
Molecular function (GO): ABC-type transporter activity; ATP hydrolysis activity; ATP binding
Source: RefSeq, a predicted model, not a curated record
AUGAAAAUCCUCCAGUUGCUGGCUUUUGCUGCGACUGUCACUGCAGUGACAAUUUCACGCUCUAAGCAAUCUUCUCCUAGCUCACUCACAAAUGUGACUAUCUUCUCACCACCCCCCGACUACAAUAUUCCGCGGACACUUUACCCACGCAACGAACAGCUUCCCAAUGGAGACCUGCUCGCAACAUGGGAAAAUUACUCUCCAGAGCUACCAAUGGUCUACUUCCCUAUCUACCGCUCCAAAGAUCAUGGCAAGACAUGGAAGGAGAUCUCAAAAGUCCAUGACACCGCCAACGGCUAUGGCCUGCGUUACCAGCCGUUCCUGUAUCACCUGCCCGAGCGCAUUGGUUCAUUCAAGAAAGGCACUUUGCUUCUCGCCGGAAGUAGCAUUCCAACCGACCUGUCUUCCACCAACAUCGAUCUUUAUGCAUCACAGGAUCAUGGCGUGACUUGGAAGUUUGUUAGCCAUAUCGCUGCUGGAGGAGAGGCGCAGCCGAUCAAUGGACUGACUCCCGUGUGGGAGCCUUUCCUUCUUGCGCAUAAGGGAAAGCUGAUCUGUUAUUACUCGGACCAGCGUGACAACGCAACCUACGGGCAGACAAUGGUCCACCAAGUCUCAACCGAUCUGAAGAGCUGGGGCCCUGUCAUAGAGGAUGUCACCUAUCCAACAUACACCGACCGACCCGGAAUGCCAGUUGUGACAAAACUCCCAAACGGCAAAUAUUUCUAUAUCUAUGAGUUCGGCUCCUUCUUCGAUACCUCAAGCUACUCCUUCCCUCUAUACUAUCGCAUCUCGUCCGACCCAGAAAAGAUGGCUUCCGCCCCGGGCCAGCGUCUGGUUGUCUCUAGUGGUACUCAGCCGACAUCAUCGCCGUAUGUGGUGUGGACACCGUACGGCGGAAAGAAUGGUACCAUCAUCGCAAGCUCUGGUACACAGAGUACUUUGUUUAUCAAUAAGGCUCUUGGCGAAGGAGAGUGGACGGAGAUUGCUUCGCCUGAAGAGCAUGGAUACACACGGUCUCUCCGGGUGUUGUCGGAGGAGGGAGGCCGGUACCUGGUCGUGCAUUCUGCUGGAGUACUGUCUGGAACAGAUAAUCGGGUUUCGCGCCUAAACAUGGGGGACUCAGGAUGCUCUGUGGAUGUCGAGGACAUCUUUGGCCCAAUAGUCGCCCCUUCUUGUCUACAAGGCUUUGAUUUUACGCUCUUGUUCGAAGAGAGCAUUCUCACCCUCGCGCCAAUUGGCUGCGUUUGUUUGCCAGCGCUGAUUCGCAUUUGGAAACUUCUUCAUACUUCUGAAAGGGUCAAUCGGUCAUGGUUAUACGCGACGAAGGAGUUCUUUUGGGUGCUGUACAUAGGAUGCCAUAUGGUGCUGCUAAUUGUCUGGAGCCAACCAGUUACUCCUAGGACGAGGGCAACUGUCACAACAAGCUUUGUGACCGUAGUCACUUCUCUCUUUCUAUCAUACCUGUCUCAUCUUGAGCACCUCCGCUCGAUACGUCCUUCCACAGUCAUCAAUGUUUUCCUCGGAUUCACGCUGCUUUUCGACCUUCCACGACUGCGGACUCUGUAUUUCAUCCCUGCCAGCCAGACUGUGACUACCUUGUUUGCUAUAUCAUGGGUUAUCAAAGCAACAAUCCUUGUCCUAGAGGCGACCGAAAAGCGAUCCUCGCUCAGAAAGAAUUAUGAAAAUAGCCCAAUCGAGUCCACCAGUGGUAUCCUAAACCGUGCGCUCUUUUGGUGGCUGAACGAACUACUUUGGCGCGGAUCCAAAGAUAUCCUGACAGUGGAAAGUCUGCCUGUUCUCGCCAACGACAUCAGGGCUGCUUCCAAUCCUCAGUCUCUUUUUGAAAAAUGGGACAAUGCCAACAAAUAUCAAAAAAACUCCCUUCUAUGGAUAUUCGUGUCGCACUACAAAUGGGUCUUUCUCCAGGGUGUUUUACCUAGACUUGUAUACACAGGGUUUCUCUUUGUGCAGCCAUUUCUUGUGGAGCGCGUUCUUGAUUUUAUGACUGAACCAGAACAUGUCAACUCAAACAACUACGCCUACGGACUUAUAGGUGCAUAUGCUAUUGUGUAUCUUGGCAUCGCUGUAUCAUACGCUGCUUACGAGCACAAUACAUACCGCAUCAUCACUAUGGUUCGAGGAAGCUUGGUCACACUCAUCUUCAACAAAACACUACGUAUGAGCACUACUGCCGUGUCGGACACCGCCGCUAUCACGCUGAUGAGUACCGACAUCGAGCGCAUUAGUGUCGGUCUUGCAGAUAUGCACGAGACAUACUCAAACUUUAUCGAGAUUGGUCUGGCAUUGUGGCUUCUUGCCCGACUUAUUAAUGUAGCGACAAUCGCAUCUACCGUUUUCGUGGUUGCGUGUUUGGUAGCAGGGAUUCCUCUUGCGAUCGGUUCUGGUAAGGCACAAGACACAUGGCUUGAAGCCGUUGAGGAACGGGUGGCUGUUACCUCGAAAGUUCUCGGAGUGAUGAAAAACAUCAAGAUGACAGGUUUGACGGAAGCCAUAUCGGGCAGUCUUCGCGAUCUACGAUCUACGGAAAUCAAUGCUUCUUUUUGGUUUAGACUCUACGAAGCAUUGGUAAUCACAUUGAGUUUUGCUUCUUCUGCAUUAGCGCCGGUGUUCGGAUUUGGUGUUUAUAUUAUUCUUGCCCGGGCAAAUGAUACAGCCACACUGACCAACAGCAUGGCGUUUUCUGCUUUAACACUAUUUUCCUUGUUGGAUCAACCGAUGGUUUCUCUUUUGCGUGGUUCAGAGGAUCUGGUGGCGGUGAUGAACUGCUUCCAGCGAAUCCAGAAACACAUGAUGGAAACCGAAAGAGUCGAUUAUCGGCUGAAGCACGAUGUCUCUGAGACUCAAACGGCGCCCCUAUUUGAAACAGAUUCCUCGGCCUCGGAUCAAUAUACCGAAUCUUGUGCUGUCCUGAGAAACGUUUCUGCAGCUUGGUCGAUUGAUAGCGAGCCUGUGCUCAAAGACCUGAAGCUUGAAAUCCCAGCAUUCAAGAUUACAAUGAUUGUUGGGCCAGUUGGCAGUGGCAAGUCUACUUUCUUGAAGAUGUUAAUAGGGGAAGUUCCAGAAUGCUCUGGCUCGAUUUCUACUAGCUUCGCCCAUGCCGCAUAUUGCAAUCAGUCGCCAUGGAUUACAUUCGGGACAGUCCAAGAAAAUAUCAUUGGUUCCUCGCGGUGGGAUCAACCUUGGUAUGACCAGGUAACUUAUGCAUGUGCUCUACAAGCUGAUUUGCAGCAACUUCCUGCUGGGGACCAAACCAAAGUUGGUGUCCGUGGCUCUCGACUCAGUGGUGGGCAGCAAAUGCGCGUGGCGCUUGCACGAGCUCUUUAUUCAAAAGAGCCGGUCCUUGUUUUGGAUGAUGCCCUAACGGGUCUUGACCGAGAAACAGAGAAGAUGAUCCUAGAUAACGUCUUCGCUGAGCACGGUUGCAUCAAGCGUUUACGACAAACUGUAAUCAUGACGACAAACUCAGCACAUCAUCUUCUCUAUGCCGAUAAUGUUGUCGUAUUGAAUGGAGAUGGGAGAAUUACCCAACAAGGGUCGUAUUACGACCUCAUGGGUGCCAAUGGCCAUAUCAAUAUGCUUUGUGGAGGUUCCCAUUCAACUGAUACUGCUUGGGCCUCGGAGAUUGUACUAGAUGACGAAACAUUGCAGGCAUUGAAUUUGGACGAACAAAAUACCGAAGAUUCAGCUCGGCGAACCGGCGACUGGACUGUCUAUCGCUUUUAUUUCGAGAACAUUGGCUGGCCUCUUUUGUCGAUCUUCCUCGCAUGCUGUGUUCUCUUUGUCCUCGGUCUAAGCUUUCCUCAGAUCUGGCUGCAUUGGUGGACUCGUGCCAAUGAGCAGCAUCCAAAUGAACAUGUUGGGUAUUGGCUGGGUGUAUAUGCUGGACUUGGUUUCUUCUCACUUCUAACCACAUUCCUUGGCACUUGGAUACUCGCCAUGUAUAUACAGCCCAAAACAGCCCGUCGGUUCCAUGAGAUUCUUCUGCGUAGCACAAUGGGAGCCACAACCUCCUUUUUGACUUCUACAGAUAUUGGAAACACUACAAACAGAUUCAGCCAAGAUCUCGAGCUCAUUGAUGAUGAGCUUCCCUCAGCCUUAGAGCUAACAGUCAAUUGUGCUAUAAGUUGUGUUGUAGAGGGUCUCCUAAUCUUCAUUGGUUCUUCCUACGUCACAGCAGCAGUGAUCCCCUUCUGCAUCCUGGUGGUUUACUACGUGGCAAAGUUCUACGUCAAGACCUCCCGUCAGUUGCGUCUACUGAACAUUGAGGCCAAAGCACCUCUAUUCUCCCAGUUCUUGGAGGCCCUCAACGGUCUCUCCAGCAUUCGAGCGUAUGGCUGGACAGAAGAUUACCAGCGCCGCAAUCAAAUCGCCCUGGAUCUUUCUCAGCGUCCUUUCUAUCUGCUUUAUUGCAUCCAGCGCUGGAUGAGUCUUGUGUUGGACUCGGUAGUAGCCUGCAUUGCCAUUAUUGUCAUUGCGAUUGCAAUAUCGAUGAGAGGCCGUCCUUCUACAAAUUUGCUGGGCAUUGCGUUAUUCAACAUUGUCAAUUUCAGCUCCACCCUUCAGGUGCUUGUGACUUAUUGGAUCAGGUUGGAAAGCUCGAUUGGAGCUGUUUCGAGAAUUCGCUCAUAUGCACGACAAGCUCCAAAUGAAGAUUUGUAUUGCGAAAAAGAUGAUGUUCCUGAGGACUGGCCUCAGUGGGGUGGCGUGGAUAUUGUGGACCUUUCGGCAUCUUACGAUCCCUCCUCAGCACCUGUUUUGAAGGGGAUCAAUCUUAAGAUCCAUCCUGGUGAAAAAGUUGCUUUCUGUGGACGAACUGGCAGCGGGAAAUCCUCCCUCAUUUCAACAAUCCUACGUAUACUUGAGCUAGACAGCGGUAAAAUUCUUAUUGACGGCAUAGACAUAUCAAGAGUCUCUAGAGCGCACGUUCGAUCCAGGAUCAACACUAUUCCCCAGCAGCCCUUUUUCCUGCAUGGCACGGUACGGCUGAACGCCAACCCAGAAGGGCACGCAACUGAUGAGACAAUCAUUGCCUCUCUUCAGGCAGUCAAUCUAUGGUCCUAUAUUGAAACCAAAGGCGGGCUGGAUGUUGAUAUGUCUGAUGAUUUUCUAUCCCAUGGGCAGCAACAGCUGUUUUGCCUCGCACGGGCACUUUGCAAGACCAGUAAUAUUGUUAUUAUGGAUGAGGCUACGAGCAGCGUCGAUUCGGAAACAGACACGCUCAUGCAAUCUGUCAUUCGGACUCAUUUCAAGAAUCAAACUAUCAUCGCUAUUGCGCACAAGCUGCAUACGAUUCUAGACUUUGAUAAGGUUGCUCUCAUGGAGAAUGGCAGAGUCGUGGAGUUUGAUACACCCAAGGCGCUUUUGGCAAAGGAAGGAUCAGCUUUCAGAAGUUUGUUAGAGGCAUUUCAAGACAAAUCCGAUGAAUAG